AUAAGGUCUGGCUGGGUUAGUUUAUAGUAAGUUGUACAUAUAAAGUAGUGGACAUGUUAAUUAGUUAUUGCUGUAAAAACGAGAGAGCUGAUAAAAAGCUUAAGGCUGAUACAUGCUUCAGGUUCCAACUGUAGGUUAGCAGGUGUUGUGUAGGUAUAUACCUGUCUGGUCGUUAACAGGUAUUACUUACCUGGGAUUGAGAACAGACGGGAUGUACCUGUGUUACCAUGGAACACUUUGGAUCCAAUCGGCCCUUGAUCUGUAAAUCUAUUUUGGGUUGGUUUAAAGUUUGUGGAUUCUUGUGAAAUUCUUUUUUACUUUGACAGUGUUAAAGGGUGGAAACCAAGAGCUGUUUUAGUACUCAGAAAACUGCUGGAAUGCACUUGAGACUGGAGUGUCAAUACCCACGUACUGUUUGCUGUGCAAUGUUAUAUUAUAUAAUUGUAAUUGAUUACUUAGCAUGCUGAAUAAACCGUACAUAAUGAAAAACUUGUGAGGCGAAAAAUAGUCGGUGGGUAAGUGAUUCAGCAUUCAGCCGUCAUACAAAGGCGUCCUUGUCCACACAGUUCUGAUGUUUGUUGAUUAUAUAUACAGCUGUUAUUGGUAAUUGAUUCUAAUCAGGACAUCAGUUUUAGAAAGUGUAAUAUAUCCUGUAUAAUUUUAGUGUAUGUAUCAGUUACACAGCACCCGGAGGAGGUCCCAAAACAAGCUAUCUCAAUGCUGUCAAACUUUAACUGACAUUCCGUUAGGACUGCAGCGGAAAGGUGGGGAAUUAUUGUGUAGAGGUAUUGAAGUGAGUGUAAAGGGAACAAACUUGUAUCAUUUCUAUAGAAAUGUGUGUUGGGAGCUGAAGUGACCUGUAAUAAUCUGUAGUAAUCAUAAGGUUACCCAUUCAGCCUGACACUUACUGUGAUGGAAAUCUCUGUGUAAGACGACAAAGUUUUGUCAAUAAGUUGGAAAACUAUUUUGACAGUUGUGGGAAUGUAUCUGGAUUUAUUGGAGUUUUGUUGGCAAUAUUUGUCCUCAAACAUGUAGACUCCAAAGAUAUUCCAGUAAUUAGUUGUUUUAUUGGUAAACAAAACUUUGUGGCUGGUAAGUACCAGAAAUUGAUUGGUAAGCUGUUUAUUGAUUAUGUCCUGGAGUUAGGGCUAAGGGCGACUGGCACCCACCACAGACCACCAACAUGUAUAGGAAUGGAAAACACUCACAAAACAAGCCCCAGUCUGAGUACGGAACUCCUCGAACAAGCUUUAACCAGACAAGUGGCAUCAGUAGGCUUAAGACAGCACCACAAAAUGGUGGCUCAAAUCAAAGGAUGGUCAGAAAUAUGGACAACCCUGAUACAAGGGUGGAUGAAAAUGUGGAGAAAAAUGAUAAGCUGGAGGAUAGAGUCAAUGAAAAGAAGAUAAAGACAAAGUCAGCCUUGUCUGAUGACGAGGACAGUCUCAGCUUUGGUGACAAGGACAAUAACACACGAUUGGAGGAACUGAUGAAGCUGCACCACCUCCAAAAACUGAUGAAGGAGUUUAGUUACUUCAAACCCCCAGACAUUGUUCUACAGGAAGCUACCAGCUAUUUCCCUGCCAAGGUCCAGAAACGUGUCCCUGGUGCCAUGAACAUGGUCGAGUUUAAAGAAGCGUUCAGCCGUGUUUUGGAGACCCAUGAGUAUGAUGAGUACCUGGAGAAACUCUUCCAGAAGCUGGACACCACCUGUGACGGUUAUGUAGAUUGGAGUGAGUUCUGUACUUACAUGCUACUUCUGUAUCGAGAGAAUGACUACAUGAGGACUAAGAGGGAAAUCCCUUUCUUGGUGGAACCCAAGAUCAGACACAUUGUACAAAACAAGCAAGAACAGUCCACAAAGGUUCUGGCAUCAGAGAAUCCCAGUCGUUAUGUUACUGUUAGUAAGGAAGGAGCAAUCACGGUAUGGCAGAACAACAUGGUGAUGGAGAAAGCCUACACAAUAUCUGACGAUGACGCAGAACUUAACGCCCCUAAGCGCCGUUUUAAGAUGUGGGUGACGGACGCCAUAUACCUACCAAACUGUAACAAGUUAGCACUGGCGUCCACCAGUCGGGAUAUCCGUAUCUUUGACUGUUCCACCAAUCAGUGGUUUGAGGAAUACAACCUGUUUGCCAUGUCGGAUGUCCCAUAUUGUUUUGACUAUUGGUAUGACAAAAAGAACCCUGCUGGGAUGUCCGUGCUUAUAUUUGGUGUUGAUGCUGGUGCUGUUCAUGUGUUGUAUUUCAAGAAACCUCUAACUCAGCUCUUUGAGACAGCUUUCAAAAGUGAAGAUGGAGCUCAAAAGAUAUUUUGGAGUGAAGUGGAGAAAGGAGGGCAUUCUCGUUAUGUAGACCAUGAAAAAAUUUUACAUGAUAAAGUUCAACAAAUUCCACCUCAUCUUAUCCGACAAGUGCAAUAUAUCCAUAGUAAAAAUUCCAUAAUCUCAUCAACGAGCUCACCAAACAGGUCCAUUGUCAUCUCCGACAUCAACAAACUAAAGAAACAAUAUGUGUUCAACAUUGAAAAGGGCAUAGAAUGUUUUGAUUAUAAUCAAAAUUUAAACAUUCUUGUGACUGGGAGUCUUGAUCACGUUAUACGUUUAUGGAAUGCCUACGUAGCUAGCCGACCAAUCGCCAUGUUGGAAGGCCAUGCUACAGGAGUUAUUGGAGUGAAGAUUCACGAAGGUCUUAUGCAAGUGUUCAGCUACUCAAAAGAUGCUGUGGUAAAGGUGUGGGAUAUUAGGGAACAUACCUGUCUACAGACAGUUGUGCUCAAAUUUCCGAGCAGCAUCCAUGGUCGCAUGCCGGAGCAUGGACAGUUCCCCAUGCACCUACAGCUGUCACCCCAGGACGCCCUAAUUGUUACCUGUAAUGAUUACCUGGGGAUGCUGAAGCUGGGACAAACACACCUGCCCAAACAGCAGUCUGUCACUACCCAUGAUACCCAGCUCUGUUCAGCCAUCUACAACCAACUGUUUAAACAGGUGGUAACGGGCUGUGAUUCCUCAAACAUUGCUGUUUGGGACCUGGAGAGUGGAAGCAAAGCCAUAGUGUUCUCUAAUGCACAUGGGGAGGAGGAAAUCACAUGUAUGGUGUUUGAUGAGUCCUGGAGGAGGCUUAUCACAGGGGCUCGUAAUGGGACAAUUAAGGUGUGGAACUUCCAGAAUGGACAUAACCUACACAAGUUAGAGGCUGUGGGGGAGGCUGAAGUGACCGGUAUUGUCCCUGUCAUGGACAAGAACAUUAUCCUGGCUGUCGGCUGGAGUCGCAAGAUUAUAGUUUAUGAUGAUUCAGAUGCUGAUAACCUGUAUGUUCCGGCCAACACUGACUGGAAGGGGGGACAACUCCAUGCUGAUGACAUCCUAGCAAUGGACUUCUGCUUGCCACAGUUUCUGGCCACUGGUGGCUUUGAUGGCGAGAUCACAGUUUGGGACCUAGAAACGGAGAAAAUCUUUGUACGACUGCGGAGGGGACAGAAACCAGAUAUAACAAAGAAAAUUGAGUCAAUCCAGGAACAACACAGCUUCCUCAGCAGUUAUAGCACAAUGGACAUGCUGGAGGAGGCGCAAGGCAUAAAAUCGUCCCAGACAACCUCCGACCCUCGACCUUCCUCCAAUACCCUCCUGUCUCGACCCAACUCACGUCACAGGAAGUCACACAGGAUAGAAAAAGGACAGCCUGUUCCUGUUGAUAAACUGCUGUUCCUGCAGGCGCGCUGUGUUGGGCGGACAUUGGAGGCUGCUAUGCUGGUGUCCAGUGAGGCUGGUUACCUCCACUGGUGGUGCCUAUUCACUGCCAAACACGAGAUGGGCUAUUUCUAUGUACCCGACACCAAGGAUGAGUCUGUCCUGGCCAUGUGUACAAACCCCAGUAAUUCCUGCCUCAUCACUGGGGAUACCACUGGACAAAUCAAAAUUUGGGAUGUCUCCGAGUACUGUCUCCAUGUCACAGAGAGGAGAGUAAAGACGUGUCCUCCUCUAAAUGUGACCUUCAAGGCCCACGACUCUGCUGUGGUCAGUGUAGAGUAUGUCAAGCAUGACGUAGGAGAAUUCAUCCUUACUGCCUCGACAGACAAGACCGCCCGACUCUGGUCCAUGGAGGGUCACUACGUCGGUACCUUCGGUCAGAAAAAGUUAUGGAAUCUGAAGAACAAAAAGACUUGGUGCCACCCAAAGACACCGUGGGAUGAGAUGGGGACCAGUAAAUUGGAUGGUAACAAGACAGAUAACAACAGCCAAGCAGAUAUCGCCAUAGAAACAGACACUGUUCAGGUGGAAGGUCAGGAGGACAGCUCCAGUAAAGACAAUGGAGAGGUAGAGGAGGAGGAGGAGGAGGUAGACGAGGAAUCUGUCGAGGCUCCCACAGUACAGGGACUUGGUGAUGGGGGUCACAACCUUAACAUCAAGGUCAGGGCACAGACUAUUGACCUUGGGUCUCUACGACCUGAACGCUCUAAGACAUUCCUUGGCUCCAAGGUGGCAAGACAGCUACAGAGUAUGAAGACAUGUCGUAUGGACAGGCGAAACCGACUGGCAGAGGAUGUAGACUUUACCAUUACCCAGAGAUAUGGCAAACUGUGUUCCCCCUUCCAGGCCCUUCAAACAAAGGAUGUUGUGGAGGUGAAGUUACCCAGCAUGCCCCUCAGUCAGAGGAUGAUCAAUAAGGGAUACACCUCAGACAACAUGACAGAGGAAAUGCUUCGCAACAUGGACUUUUCCUAUGGGAACCCAGACUCACCUCCUAGUGGUGACCAGGACAAAAAGUCUACCAGUGUCCCCAAGUCUGACAAGACUUCCACGCCUGCCAGUAGGAGGGGGCCACCAAGACAAAUCUCUGCCAUAAAAAAACACAACACUGUGGCAUAGGGAGUCAAACAUUACAGUAGUCACAUAGAUGUGGAGUUUAGUACAGCUAGAACAAUGGAAAGGGUAGGAUUGUGGCACAAGGAGUCUACUAAUUAAAAUGGUGCUGGAUCAUUCUUAGUAGUCACUCACAAUAAACGGUCCAAUGGUAGGGUACUCCAGUACUGGUGUGAUGACGAGAUUAUUUGUGUACACAGGACAAGCAUAUAUCCUUCUACCAGGAAGACAAAAUAAUGAAUAUAAUAUUUGUUUAUGGGAAAAAUGAUGCAGUUCAUCCAGGGUGAAACUCAAUGAAAUAUUAUGUACACAUGUUAUAAGGCUAUGUUUCUAGAUGUCUGUAUAAAUACCACCAUAUUUACUUUCCCUGGGAGAUCAAUCUAUCUACUCAGGGAAUAUUUCAUUCAAAGCAGGUGAUUUGUUUUAAACUUUUUUUCACCCCCGAAAACGCUCAUGCCUUUUUUUUGCAUUGGAGUUUUAUUGCAUGAAAAUUACAAAUUGGGAAUUUUACCUAACUACAUGUAUUUCAGUAAAAUUAUCAUGCUUUAAACCUUUGAAAUGUUGUGUGUUUCAACGUGAUGUUACUGUCACCUUGUGAUAAAAUUGAUUAACACUUUAAUUGGAUCAAUGACAUCUUUAUAUGCAUGAUAGGCAUAUAUUACCCAGGUUAGGUUGGGAAAACUUUAUUUGGGGAAAUAAAGUAAAACCGGUAUGAAAAUGUAACUGUUUAAAGGGAGACAACCAAAAUCAUUACACACCUGGAGGAAGCGUCUGUUCAGCGAGUUUAUUGCCUUUUUAGGGAGGUUAUUGAAAUCAAAUCACUUUACAUUCACAGGGAACAUUUAAUUUAAAGGGAGACAACCAAAAUCAUUACAAACCUGCAGGAAGUGCCGUCCAUUGUGUUUAUAGGUCAAUUAAGUAUGUGAUACGGGUAGACAGCUACCCCUAUCAUCUGAUUGUACAUUCUCUGUGGUGACAGUUUGUAGAACUCCAUUUCCAGAUAUAAACUGUAGGAUGACCCUCACCUAUAAUUGUCUUUCACAUUCUAUGUCUAGUUGUUGUGAUUAGAUAUUUUUUCUAAUUCAAAACUUAAAUAAAUAUGCUGCUGUAUUUUCAAACAGCUUACAGGUUAAAAUUAUUAUUAAGAUAUUUAUACACUGUGAGGUAUGUCACAUGCUUGUAUGCUUAUUUUUGUAACAUGGUUUUAUAAUAUGGAUUUGAGAAAUGUGCUGUUUAUAUUGUACUAUUAUUACACCGUCGUAUGCAUUAUUACACUAUCAUAUGAUUGAUUAUUACACUAUCAUAUGAUUAUUAUACUAUCAUAUGAUUAUUACACUGUUUUUACUGGUUGAUGAUGAGGAUGAGAGACAAGUGAUGCUAUUUAUAGUGCAUGAUAGUUACAAUUACAUGUAUAUGAAUGUUGUACUACUGGCACUAGUAGUAGUUUAUUGCCUAAAAAUAUGUCCCUUACAUAAAUAAAUGGUUUAUAGCUCAGUUAGGUCAUUUUGCAGAUUUUGAUGAGAUUUCUGCUAGUGCAUGGUACAUUUUUUGCAAUUUCAUUUUAAAAUGUAUGGCUAGAAUUAAGACCGACAUAAAACAAUCAGCCUGAACAGGCAUUAUCUCCACCCCUACUCCCACCCACAGGAACUUUGCAUGAAUUUCCAAACCAUGAUCCAAACUAUGUGCAUGUAUUAUAUGUAAUACUGUGGGCUGGGAACUUGUGCCAGGUCCCUGUGUUUCCAGCCAAGGCUGAUUGAUCCUCUCCCACCAUAGUCAAGUUUAAAUGUCAAUGUUAAAUCAGCCCAGUUACUGUAUAACUGAUGUGGGGAUAGGAUAAUUUUAACUGCAGUAAAAAUGAGUCCAUAUCAUACCAGGUACAACAGAUAAUAAAUAGCGAUUGACCAAGUAACUGGCUGUUCUAUUACACUACGCAUGACAAGUCAAUAACUACACUUUGGAUUGUGGAGUACAUGUUCUGUAUCAUGUUGAAUUAUCUUUUGUAAAGAUUUUUACCAUUUACAGUAUUGCUGCUAGUCUUUCUAUGCAUAUAUUAUUUUUUCUGUUGUUAACCAAUAUGAAGUACAGUAAAUGGUCAUCAAGGUUUCCAAAGGAUUGAGACAUUUAUAAAUAUAUUCAUUUGUACAAGAUAGAUACAGAAACAUGUACCUUCAGUGAUCAGGGCCACUGUAGCUGUAUAUAUGCUUGUCCUUUAUACUUUGAUGAUAAUCAUCAUUUUGUACAAUAGUACUAAAGAAACUGUGAUAUUUUUUGUUAAUUUGCAUCAUAGAGGGCUUCUUCCUCUCAUGUAUUUAUUAAAUUUGAAAUAAUUAUGAAA
Molecule: messenger RNA, 7196 nt
Organism: Pecten maximus
Lineage: Eukaryota; Metazoa; Mollusca; Bivalvia; Pectinida; Pectinidae
Product: WD repeat-containing protein on Y chromosome-like
Exons: 22
Coding region: 1184-4867 (1227 amino acids)
Molecular function (GO): protein binding; calcium ion binding
Source: RefSeq, a predicted model, not a curated record